This is a messenger RNA of Camellia sinensis, 1363 nucleotides long. Its product is annotated as methylsterol monooxygenase 1-1. Lineage: Eukaryota; Viridiplantae; Streptophyta; Magnoliopsida; Ericales; Theaceae. The record is from RefSeq and is a predicted model, not a curated record. Gene Ontology annotation, biological process: lipid biosynthetic process. Gene Ontology annotation, molecular function: iron ion binding; oxidoreductase activity.
ACAAACAAGCUGACAAAAACUCACGUCCAACACUUGACACCAUCUACACUACACAUUAGUGCGAGCGACCCUUGUUUUGUUCCUUCCACCACCACUCCACCACCCAUCUCCGCCGUCACCACCACCAAUGUUGCCGUACAAAACCAUCGGAGAUGCAUCCGCCGCCAUCGGCCGCCCCCUCACCGCCGCAGAAACACUCUGGUUCAAUUACUCCGCCACCAAAUCCGACUACUUUCUCUACUGCCACAACAUUCUCUUCCUCUUCCUCGUCUUCACCCUCUUCCCUCUCUCCUACAUUCUCCUCGAGCUCUUCUUCCACAAGAAAACCCACAAAUUCAAAAUCCAACCCAAAGUCAACCUCUCUUUCUCCCAAACACUCCGUUGCUACUUCGACGUAAUGCGCAUGUUCUUCCUCGUCGUUGGCCCUCUCCAACUUCUCUCCUUCCCUUCCAUCAAAAUGAUUGGGAUUAGGACGAGCUUGCCGUUGCCUUCAUUAGCAGAAAUUGUGGCUCAAUUGGUGAUUUACUUUGUAAUUGAGGACUAUACCAAUUACUGGAUGCAUAGAUUUCUUCAUUGUAAAUGGGGGUAUGAGAAGAUUCACAGGGUUCACCACGAGUAUACUGCGCCGAUUGGGUUUGCAGCGCCGUAUGCUCACUGGGCAGAGGUUUUGAUCCUCGGGAUUCCAUCGUUUCUUGGGCCCGCCAUUGUCCCGGGACACAUGAUCACCUUCUGGUUGUGGAUUGUUUUGAGGCAGAUUGAGGCCAUUGAGACUCACAGUGGGUAUGACCUCCCUUGGAAUCCCAUAAAAUAUAUUCCAUUUUAUGGUGGUGCAGAAUACCAUGAUUACCAUCAUUAUGUUGGAGGACAAAGCCAGAGCAACUUUGCAUCCGUGUUCACCUACUGUGAUUACAUCUAUGAAACUGAUAAGGGCUACCGGUAUCAAAAGAGGCUCCUCAAGCAGUUGAAAGAGGGAGCCAAAACGAGUGGGCUACAAAAUGGAGGCUCACAAAACAUGUCUACUGUAGAUCUUAAGUCAGACUAGCCGUGGAACUUCAUGACCGUUUUGCUUGUUCUGGUAUGCUUCUCACUAGUGAUUACUCUUGGAACCUCGUGGUCAAGUUGACUCAUUCGUUGUUCUUUCUACGCGAGUCUGGUAAUUAAGAAAUCUUUAGCAGUUCAGGUGGUGGGGGAUUAACUGGGGGUGCUUUGAAAUUGUGCUCGUGUGUAGUUUGAAGUCAGGAUUUUAAAAAUUCAAUGUCUAGAUUUAGAAACUAUUUCUGUAGCUUGAGUUAAAAAUGUCAGUGAUGAAUCCUUGCUGUGGUUUUUGAGCUAUUAUCAGUUUCACUUUUUUUAAUGUUAACAG